Diaporthe amygdali is the source of this 975-nucleotide messenger RNA. RefSeq lists its product as uncharacterized. Bases 1 to 975 code for a protein of 324 amino acids. Gene Ontology annotation, cellular component: spindle midzone; chromosome, centromeric region; chromosome passenger complex. Gene Ontology annotation, biological process: mitotic sister chromatid segregation. The record is from RefSeq and is a predicted model, not a curated record. NCBI's taxonomy places the organism in Eukaryota, Fungi, Ascomycota, Sordariomycetes, Diaporthales, Diaporthaceae. The transcript has 3 exons.
AUGACACCCACUCGACGCACGAAGGGUUCGUCGGGUGAGUCUGCGUCGGCCGCCGACCAGGUCGAGAUCGCGCAGAGCGCGCCGGAACAGGGAAUCGCGACCAUACCAGGUAGCUCUUCUGCUGCUCAAGAGAGCCCGCGCAAGAAACAAAGAACAGGUAUCUCAAUGAACCAAAAACAGGCGCUCAUUGACAACCUCCAACUCGAGAUCAGCGAACGCGCCCGGAAACUUCGCGCGCAGUACAACCUCCAGGCACAGGGCCUUCGGACAAGAAUCGAGAUUCGCGUCAAUCGCAUUCCCAUGGCGUUGAGGAAAUCAAAGAUGGGAGACCUUGCAGACAAACAUCAGAACGAGCUAGAGCAGCCCAAGAAGAGGACUCGUGCUCAACCGCCUCAAGGGGAGUCGACAAAGGCGUCUAGGGUGCUCUCCCCGGCAUCAUCAAAUAUUCGCACACUUCCUCGCACUACGCCUGGUGGUAAGGCGGCCAUGACGCGGCCUGGCCUCAACACUGUGGCUGGCGCGUCCUCGCCUGUCAAGCAGCACAGCUCUUCCAACCUCUUUAGCAACCUCGCAGAGAAGGCCCGGUCAACACGCACAGCUGCCGCGGGGCGGAAGCAGACUGCGUCUACCUCCACUACUGCGAGUUCAGCUGGUGGAUCGGCAAGAGGGAGGAAAGCGGCACAAGGAGCCGGUGCGACCACGAGUGCGACGGCGUCCAAGACUGCGCGGAGAGUUAGUGGCAUCAGCGAGUCUAGUGAGAGCAGCACAUCGACGGUUGUCAAGAAGGGUUCGGCACGGGCCGCUCAGGAUGCGACGAAGGACACAGCGCCCGCACCGUCAACGAAGAGAACGGUUAUGGGCACGAUUAGGAGAGGCAUGACUGGUACAGGAGCGACCAAGAAGGCGGCAGCUGCAAAGUCAACGAAGACGCCUGCUUCCGCAGCCACUGGUAGAGUUCUAAGGAAUAGAAGUUGA